Messenger RNA from Anopheles coustani, 1289 nucleotides. Its product is annotated as neuronal calcium sensor 2. Bases 157 to 717 code for a protein of 186 amino acids. The transcript has 6 exons. The record is from RefSeq and is a predicted model, not a curated record. Gene Ontology annotation, molecular function: calcium ion binding. NCBI's taxonomy places the organism in Eukaryota, Metazoa, Arthropoda, Insecta, Diptera, Culicidae.
GGAGGAGCGUAGAAACAUAAAACAACACAAACAAAACGCAUUUGUGAGCGUGAGUGUGUGUGUGUGUAUGCGUCAGUGCAUGCAUAGCUGCAGCGUAAGACCCGACAAUGAUGAAUCACUUACACCAAAUGCAUCUUUUCUGGUUCCCGUUCGGAUAUGGGCUGCUUAGGUAGUAAAGACCGGCUGUCCAAGGAGGACAUGGACUUUCUUAAAUCGCACACUCGAUACGAUGAGUCUACGAUUAAGGAGUGGUACAAAGGCUUCAAGCAAGAUUGUCCAAAUGGCAAGCUAACGCCAGCGAAGUUUGUAGAUAUGUACAAAAUGUUCUUCCCGUCUGGAAAUGCAGAAGAGUUUUGCGAUCACGUGUUUCGAACGUUCGAUAUGGAUAAAAACGGUUAUAUCGAUUUUAAGGAAUUUUUGUUAGCUAUUGAUGUAACCUCAAGCGGCACACCGGAAGAGAAGCUAAAAUGGGCAUUUAGAAUGUACGAUGUGGACGGUAACGGCGUAAUAGACAUCCAAGAAAUGACUAAAAUAGUACAGGCAAUAUAUGACAUGCUGGGCGCGUGUUCGUCGAACAAACCGGCCGACUCGGCGGAGGAGCGCGCGAAAAACAUCUUCGCCAAGAUGGAUGAAAAUAACGACGGUCAGCUGACGCAGGACGAGUUCCUCAAGGGUUGCCUGCAGGAUGAGGAACUUUCCAAGAUGCUGGCACCCUAAGGCGGGCCGUUUGCGUACCGGACCCAUCAUUGCCAUACAUAAGACACCAUACAAUCAUUCUUGUUUUUUUUGUUUUUCAAUUGUCGUUGCACACAACAACACAUCGUAGCGCACGAAACACGAUCAAACGAGCGGACAGAAACAUACAAUGCGGAGAAAUUCGUACAGUGAAGCAACAUUCAUUCUCGGUGGCAUACAGCACUGGCUAAGCGGAAAAAAGUGAAGAAAGAACAAGAAAUAAAUAUAAGGGAUGAAGAAGAGUCGGGAAAAAGUAAAACAAUCCAGGAGCAAAACGAUAGAUUAUUGUGAAAUGAUGAAAUGCGACGAGGCGAAGCAAAGCAUAAUUAAAAGAAGAGAUGAAGUACUAUAUAUAAAAGAUAGAUAUAUAUACACACACACAUAUAUAUAUAUAUUUAGAAGAAAUUAGCGAAGCAAAACGAUCGAACAUCAUACAAAAUGAUAGACCAGUGCGCGCGACUCGCACCAGAAGGAAUGCCUACGACAAUGGGCCGAAACUGCUGGGUGGGCGUCGCGAGAACUCAAACACUCAGAAAUGCGUCCGAAACAACCGA